CUUGAAACUUCCGGCGUGACUUGUCUCCGUCUAAGGCAUUUUUAGAUGUAAAUAAGGCGAACACUAAAGGUCUCUUUCCAGACGUCCGGAUUGUAUCGAAGAGGUAACAAUACAAAAUUCAGAGGCAAUGAAGCUUAUUAUAGCGAUCUCUUUUGCCCUGUUUACUUUAGCCAACUGCGUUUGCAUUCAAAAAGAAGAAGGAGGGCCAGUCCAUUGCUGUGAUCAGAGAGAACAUGGCGGUUCCUUGCGAUGUUGCGCGGGGCGAAACAGCAGUUGCGGCAUGGAGAAUUUUGUUCACAGCGCUCUGUGUUUUUGCGAUGAAUUUUGUGAAGCCGCUGGGGACUGCUGUCCGGAUUUCGAGAGCGUAAAAGAGCCAUGUGGAUGGGGAAAGCGUAAGUCAGAAUAUUGAAAUGUUUUGUGCUUUCUUUGUACCGGCGUUUAGAGUUAAUAGCCGUUCUUUACGGGUUGAAGGCUCUACCUUAGACUGCACCAGUUUUUCGCCAUUUUUGAAUGUUUAUAGCUAUUAAGCGGUUUGGGCAAACAAUGAUGGCUCCUCGUGAGUCUGUUUGGAUAUCACUGGUCUGUUGAUAUUUUUAACGCCCGAUCCGAGCCAGCAUUGUUCAAUGAUAAAAUCUUAGUACUUUUUGUGAUAGUAUAUUAGUUGUAUUAGCAGAAAGGCCGAUAAGCGCGUUGAGUUUAUUGUCCAUUAAUCGAUGCUUUGUUUCCCACCGAAAUGGGUGAAAAAGCGUUGGCGGCUUUGACAAGUGAAGAUAAGUUUGUUUUACCUUCGGAAAUAAAAACAAUUAGAUCUCAAGCGAAUCGGCCAAAGAGGUCGCACUCUUCUCUGAAGCCGCGAGAAAGAAGUGUCUUGUCGUGGACGUGUUUUCUGUUACAAUACUGUCAUAACCCGACUUCCUUUUAACAGAGGGCGAAGACCGGCUAUCCGCAAAGAACGAACACCAAAAUGGCAGGAAAAAAGAGCCGCGGCAGAGAAAAAAAAUGGCUGGUCUAGUUUUCUUAAAGGGGAUUACUAAGUGAGAUAAGAGAAGAGCUCAAUAUAUAGAAAGAAAAUGAAUUGAUGGUGUCACUCCGUUUUCUCGUGUCGUGUCCAGUUGAAGGGUACACAGAGCAUUCAUUGUUAUUUCUUGGUCGGUGGGGUCACUUUUUUCCGGCCAUGCAAUACUGAUCUGCCGUAUUUAUUUCUUUCAUCUUAGCGGCAAACAUAAGCCUUUUAGUGUACUUCUUGCAGAUUUUGCAGAAACAAAACGGGUUUAAAGAUGUAUUAUUUUAUAAAGCUCUUGGGACCGGAUUUCAAAGUAUAUGGCUAGUCCAAAAAAUUAUUCAUCAAACUUUUCAAAUCGUGUUCCCAAUAACGUCCUAUAUGGGGUAAAAGACAAGGGGAUACAUAGGUUUAUCAUAAGUUGUUAACGAGUACAGUAACAUAAAAAUUGUUAAAGUUGAUUGUUUACAUCGUAAAUCGAGCCUGACGAAAUUUCGUGACAGAUAAAUGAUGCCAAAAAUAGAAAGAGAAGAUGAUAAAGUUGAUGAUAGGAAGGUAUUCUUCCUUGUCACUUAACAUUUUUACGAGUUCAAAUUUAGUUCAAGCCAUUUGACACGUUUGUACUUUGUAGCCCAAAAGAAUAUACGAGAGCUAUCGUUGGUUUUUUUUUUAGCUUUUUUCGUUUUAUUUGGUUUAAAGUUGGGUAAGGAGAUACGAUCGCCAUCUUUGUUCAUUUUUUUGAUGGGGAUUUAGCAGUAAAGCGCUUAAUAUAUUCCGAAUUAAAUUGAAACGUAAAGAGUGUCUUGUCGACUUUUGCCUACCAGAAAGAAAAUGUUUAAUCCUCUUAAAGAUCUCAGAGAAAAAGAGGCAGUCAAAAAUAACUAGCAUGAGGGAAGAUCCUUUAAUACACAAAUUUCCCUUGAGCUUGGACUUAAAUACUACUGAGAAAGUAGAGAGUGAGUUGUUAACGCAAUUGUUCUUAGGAUGUCUCUACUGGAGAACGUGCGUAACCUCUGAAAUUCCGAGGAACCACGUUACGGUCAUUUGACAUUUUUCUCAUUUGUAUCAUAGGAGCUAUUCAUUUAUCAAACUGAGGAUUUAUGCUAGAAGUAUAAAUAGAUUUUAAAAUAGAAGUUCUCCUAAUAACCCUGUAAAGAGGAUUUUCCAAAUCUUUCGUCUGAUGAUACAAAGUACCGGUACCAAUCUCUCUCCGUAUUAAGUUUCUUUCUCCAGGCGUUCGGAUGAGAAUGGUGUUUUUAUUUUCAAUCCUGAGAAUUAAACACUGUAUCACUCAAUCAACAGCGAAGAGUAUAUAAUGACGCCAUUUACUGUAACUUAAAUCAGGAAAACUUAAAAUUCUUGCUCCUGUUGAUAGCCGGCUCGGAGAAUGUCCUUAUUAUUUUCAUCAAAGGAAUGCGUAGGCAUAGCACACGAAUCAUCGGUUGAAACAGUUAAAAGACCCGGGCGGGUUACAUAAGGAUUAGGGUGAAGUGUAUCAAAGGUUUCAAAAAUCUUUGUUGAUUGCUUGAUGAGAAACACCCGACAGAUUUAAAAAUAGUUACUUUUUUAGGUAGAAAUUUGGAAAAAACUAUUCUCUUCUGCUUGAUAUCAGAAAAAAAAUUACAAUUAAUAUUUAGAGAUCAAACUUGCUAGAAAUGGUACGGCUUUUAGAUUAUACUAAAAGCCGUGCAUGCUUUAAAAGCGGCUUGUUGACCAUACACGAAAGACUCGGUCACGAAGUUGACAAACAACUUCAACAGAAGCUUCUGGAAUCCUUGACAACUUUUUAAAUUACGAUAGGAGGAUUAAAGGCCCUGUUUAGAUUAGAUUGUGACUUAAUUGGCCCUAAAAACCCAAUUGUGAUCGGCGAAGUUGAUCUAAAACGAGUUAAAAAUUUUCUCCGAUUACAGCACUACUUGAUAGUUCCUCAUGUUUUUUACUGCUUCAGAGUUAAAGUUCAUAUUAUUUCCUUGCUUUCUAUCAUCGAUUACUAAAAAAGAUAUAACUUGCGCACAUUUUAGGCCGGAACUAAUGGGUCGUGUUUAGAAUCAAGAGUAAUAGACGAAAAUGACACAAGAGGGCAACAAACUUAUCAUCAUAAAGGGCUAAGCGUGACCUCUAGCUUGCCGAGUUUACGUCUGGUCCACGUGCUCGGGGACUGAUAUCUGUUUUGACGUCAUCAAGACCCAUCAAUAACGCCGACCAUUAAUAUCAUAUCGGAAAGAUGAUAAUCAAAAGCACGAGCCACCGACAAAACAAACUAACAGUGUCGUAAAAGUUAUUGACAGAGUAUAGGAGGGAUUCUGGGACGCCGCUUUGUCCACUCUCGCUUGGUAAAAACGAACGAAAACAGUUAAAACCACUGAAAUAACAUUGCGUCAACCGUUGUAGUGAUCAGAAAAGGUUUAUGCAGUUCCUAAGUUGAUCUGACCAAUCAGAACAGGCGUAGUUACAAUUCAAUGAACCAACAGAACCUGGUCCCAGGCGCAAGCGCGGGAAAAAGCGGGUGCAGAAGGCCCAGAAUAGUCGCUUGGUUUUGUUUUCACUUCUGAUUGGCUGAAAAAUUGGAGUAUUUAUAUCUGUGUAACCAAUCAUGGAAAAGCAAAGCUCUUACAGCCGCUUUACUUCAAACACUAUUUUGUUUCGAAAAACAUACAAUUGUUUUGUUGGCUGAGCAUUUCUCGAAAUUUUGGCGGCAAUACAGUUCUUACACAAGAUGUCUGACCUUUCUAAAAGGCAAGUCUGCUCUCUAAGGGAUUUGCUGAUUCCGGUUCAAUCUCUUUUGACUGUGUUGAAACAUAACUACGUCACAGUAUGUAUGAACUUCCCACUAUCACUUGACUGACAGAGAGAAUACGUCCUCUCCUAAGUCUUAAGUCCCUAUAUUUAAGACUGUUCAAUUUCGUGGCGCAAAAGAUGAUUUACAUCCAUUUUUCUUACGUUUGUAAAGCAAAAUUGUUUUGUAAAAUGGCUGGCACAAUGCCAUAUAAGUCACUUGUAGCGUUCAAAUCAUGAGAGCUCAACUACGCAUACUUUGUCUCCAUAGGGAAGCGAGAUUGUGAGGUAAGCGAAUGGUCAGAUUGGGGUCCCUGCGAGCCGGCAUGCGGUGUAGGUGUUAGUAAGAGAACUCGUACCGUCAUUUUCGUGCCAUUGAACGGAGGCAAGGAAUGUCCACCACUUACAGAAAAGAAAGGAUGCCUGAACAAGAUUUGCGGAAGGGAGGCUGGUAAGAACCACUGGGAUUUCUUUUCAGAUCACGUGACGUUUUCGCCUAGUGUUACUAUAAUCUCUCGGGAGACUGGUGACAAUCGCAACGAUGUAGUUUUUAUUCGCCAAUAACCUACAUAAGCCCCUCAAAUGUCAAAUAUGUAGAAUUGUGCGCCUAUUAGAAAACAUGAGAAAAAGGUUAUAAAUUUGUGAGAAAUGAAGACCCGUUAAUUUAUAGGGUCAAAUAACAAGAAAGAAAGAUCGUUUGACUAGAAUACAAAGUUUAUGCAUAGUACCUUGUGAAAUUUCACACCACAUGGAUUUAUUCUCGGACUCAAUAAACAGUACCUUGUGAAAACACAGUUGAGAGAAGCUUUCAUUCGCAUUUUCAUGAUCGUACGACGGGAUUUUGUGUAAAGAUACACAUUUAGAACCAUACAUUUCCUCUUGGUUUUUUCAGGUUUAGCGCGCAUUCUGCCUCACAAGUACGAGAAAGAUCGGGGGAUCUCAAAGUGGAAAAGCAUCAAACCAGCAUCUAAACAAGUUAAGACAGAGAAACCAAAAAGGUAGUAUUCUCUCGUACCCGUAGUAGUUUUUUGCGUGCUCGUUCUGCAUGGACGCAUUUAAUUAAUUAGAGCUCAUUUUCGAUGCGAGCGCCGGUCUGCAGGCUCCCAGAUAUUGGUCUGCCGAGCGGGAUGACGUGGGUUCCAACCCCAUCCGUAAAAAAGAACCCACACUGCAGUUCUAAAAGAGUAGGGGAUUUAGACCCCGGUGUUGUGGUCUAUCUCUCAUUGAGGGAGGGGAUGGGGGAGAGGGGACUGUUAGACGUCCCUUUGAUGCUGAAUAUGACGUCAUCGUCAUCGUCAUCAUCAUUAUCACUUUUAUUUAUACACUGUAAAAACAAUCAGGGUUAAUAUACAAUAUGCUAAUCCUAAAAAUGUUUACAAACUAUAGAAUUAACGGUAAUAGCAUUUACAAAGAUGAAUGUUAAAAUAAAUAAAUAAAUAAAUAAAUAAAUAAAUGAAAUUAAUUUAUAAAAUUAAAGCCUGUUUUCCAUGAAUGUCGUGUUCGAGCUAGAAGUUAACAGUUUCCGAAAGCCAGUCAAAGAUUUUGCUUGUCUUGCAUCAGUAGGCAAAUUGUUCGUCAGAACGGCUCGGCUGUAGCAGAAGCUAUUUCUAUAGUAAUUGAUUCGUGGCAAGGGAAGAGCAAGCUUGUGUUCUGAAUCUCUAAGGUUGUAAGACAAUGUUAUAUGACAAAGUUUUUUUUUCCACAGACCGAGCUACUGUGUUAACUACAAGGUAUUCUUCAAACACCCUCAUUGCAAGAAUACCUGGGCAGACCAACUCAACCCACAGAAGCCAAUCUGUGUGGAAUGUCAAGAUCACACUAUGAACAGACACGGCAAAUGCAAGGGAGAGGGGAUUAGUGCCGAAAUAACUCUUUGGGAGGGGGUGGACCUGCGGAGUUGUUACGGUGGUUGGAUGAAACUUGGACCGAGGAUCCCCAACUGUAAAUGUGAAAACGAAGAAUUUAACAACUUUAUAUUUGUAUAAAGUCAGUUAAAAUAACGAUUUAGCUUUUAUUUCUUUUGCUGUGUUUAAAUCAUUCCUCGUCGUUAAAAGGAUAUUACUUGACUCAGGUUCAUUGAAUAUGUCUUGGUACAAUUCUCUAUCUAUUGCUUAUAUUUACUCAUAAAUAACUCAGCGAUAUUCGAUUGAUCCGAGCGAAUAAUAUUGUCUAGUUUCAUUAUUGUAGCUGAGCAUAUAAGUGAUAAAAAAUAUCUUGUUUUCGCAUGACUCACUCUCAACUUACAUCUUCGACGGCUUGUGCAAAAUAAUAUAUCGCUAUCUUUUUUUAAACACAUUUUAGGAGCUUCAUACUAGACUUUUUGCAUAUGCUUAAAGAGGAAAGGAAAAAUGGGAAAGGCUAAUUAAUGUGACAACCCAUUUUGCAAUCUGCACUAGCACAAUUUAGUCUGUCUCACUUUCUUAAAGGCUGAAUCAUUGGAUAACGGAAUUCUAGAGCUCUGAUUGGCUUAGCCAUCACGAAAUAUUUAACAAUUAUUUCUCGAGCCCGAAGGGGCUCUGAGUCAAUAGCCCAUGAGGCCGAAGGCCGCAUGAGCUAUUGGCUCAGAAGCCAUGAGGGCGAGAGGAGUAAUUGUUUUAGUAAAAUUUGAAUUUUGAAGCUAGACUUAAAUCCUUUUUUGCAGCCAAAAAGCCCACGCUUUUCGCUACUAGUGGGCUAUUACAUAUAGGCUAGUAGUAGCUCAACCAAUCAGAACGCAGCAUCGAUAAUAGACCACUGGCUGGAUUUUACUAACAGCCAUUAUACCAGGCUCUCCAAGGUAACUGUAGCGUCUGCUCGAAAUUGAAAACAAGCUGAAAAUCGGUUAUUACAAAUAAAGUAGGGAAGAAUUCUCGAUAUUCUUUGGGCGUUUUUAAUAAAACAAUUACUCCACUUGCGCUUGAUGGAUAUGAGAUGAUUAUAGCUAACUCGGCGCUACGUGUCUCAUUGGCUAUCACCAUCUCAUAUCCAACGCGCACUCGUGGAAUAAUUGUUAAUUAGUUUAUCUUAAGGGUUUCUAAGAUUGAUAAAAUUAACCUAAGUGCUAUUAGAUGUUCCUUAACUCUCUCUUGACACAGACUUCCAUUAAUUGGUUUGAGUUGACAAUGACAUUCUUUUCAGACUAAUUUAAUGAUAGCUUCUUCUCUGGUAACUAAAGGUAUACGUAAAGAAAAAAUGGGAGGGAUAAUGGAAAGGUUUAGCUUUGCUAGUAUCAUAUAU
Messenger RNA from Porites lobata, 6991 nucleotides. The record is from the annotation of a GenBank genome assembly. NCBI's taxonomy places the organism in Eukaryota, Metazoa, Cnidaria, Anthozoa, Scleractinia, Poritidae.